Messenger RNA from Sinocyclocheilus grahami, 4428 nucleotides. RefSeq lists its product as uncharacterized. The transcript is spliced from 28 exons. Gene Ontology annotation, biological process: proteolysis; cell-matrix adhesion. NCBI's taxonomy places the organism in Eukaryota, Metazoa, Chordata, Actinopteri, Cypriniformes, Cyprinidae. Bases 1 to 4428 code for a protein of 1475 amino acids. Gene Ontology annotation, molecular function: serine-type endopeptidase activity. The record is from RefSeq and is a predicted model, not a curated record.
AUGGACAACACUGUCGGUGGAACAAUCUCCUAUCGUCAGGUCACCAGUGGUGGACUCUUACUAGCAGCCUCAAACAACAUAAACCAGUAUUUUCCUAAUCUGAACUUCACUGCCUCAUGGCUGUUCAUUGCCACUUGGAAUAAAGUACCAUACUUUGCCAGCUCACAGUCGUCCGGCUAUGACACAAGUGAUUCAACUGAUUUCUUUUCAAUUCCUGUCUCUGACAUCACAAAAUUGUCAAACACAAGCAAUGUCAAUGUCACGGGUCGAUGGGUAUUUCGAGUUGACCAUACAUCAGACCACAAUGACCUUUUCUACCCAUUUGGAAAUCAAGACAUAAAGAAUCCCUCUGAAGAUGAUGGAAGCUCUCCAGUAAUAUUACUGGAAAAGCCCUUCGUAUAUUUUGGACGUGUUUAUCGAAAGACUUAUGUUAAUAACAAUGGGGAUUUGACAUUUGAUGGGCCUCUUUCACAGCCGAAACCCAGUAAUUUACAGUCGCAACUCAACAGAGACAUCAUUGCUCCACUUUGGACAGACAUGGACAACACUGUCAGUGGAACGAUCUCCUAUCGUCAGGUCACCAGUGGUAGAAUCUUACUAGCAGCCACAGACAACAUAAACCAGUAUUUUCCUAAUCUGAACUUCACUGCAUCAUGGCUGUUCAUUGCCACUUGGGAUAAAGUACCAUACUAUAACAACUUACAAUCGAGUUCAUCUUAUCAAGUUGUUUUGGUCUCUGGUGGCUCUCUGUCUUUUGUCAUGAUGAACUAUGGAAAUAUCUCCUCUACGGACCAUCGGUUUCAGGCUGGCUAUGGCACAGUCAACUCAACAAAUUACUUUUCCAUCCCUGUGCUUGAUGAAAAUAAGCUCUUCAACUCCAGCAAUGUCAGUGUGUCGGGACGCUGGGCAUUCCGUGUUGAUGGUGGACCUCAGGAAGGAAUUUUCUACCCAUAUGGAAAUGAGGAUACAAAAAACCCUGCAGAGUAUUUUGGAAGUUCACCUCUGAUCCCUCUGGCACAGCCGUUUGUCUACUUUGGAAUUAUUUAUAAUCAACUACACGUGAAUAACAAGGGGUAUUUGACUUUUAAUGGGCCGUUUUACCAGUCGUAUCCCAAUUAUUUUCCUGCAUACUCGACUAGAGACAUCAUUGCUCCAUUAUGGACAAACAUUGACAUUACACAAAAAGGAACCAUCUCUUACCGACUAGUAACAGAUUCUCAUCUCUUGAAUCGGGCAUCAAAAGAUGUAAACCAAUAUUAUCCAAACUUGAACUUCUCUGCUUCAUGGGUUUUCAUUGCUACGUGGGAUAAAGUACCAAACUAUGUAUACAGACAGAAAGAGUCAACCUUCCAAGUGGUUUUGGUGUCUGGCAAAAACAUGUCAUUUACACUUAUGCAUUAUGGUAAUAUCGGCCCAACAUAUUCUGUUAGCUCCGGCUAUGACACAAGUGAGUCAACUGAUUUCUUUUCCAUUCCUGUCUCUGAUGUUACAUACCUUUCAUACACAAGCAAUGUCAACGUCACGGGUCGAUGGGUAUUUCGAGUUGACUAUGCAUCAGACAACAACGGACUGUUCUAUCCAUUUAGGAAUGGGCACAAACUAAACCUGACAAGAGAGGUUUAUGGAUUAUUGAAGCUUCCUUUGCAGACACCAUUUUCUUACUUUGGGCUCACAUACAGUUCUGUUUAUGUUUACCAAAAUGGAUUUCUUACUUUCAACUGGCCACUGUUUCCUUCAAGUCCCCCAACUCUUCCUGCAAAUAUAGACAUUGUUGCCCCACUAUGGACAGAUAUUGAUAACAGUGACGUUUACGUUCAAGAAUGCAAGGGUGUCCGAGUACUACAGCGAGCUACAAAUGAUAUACGUCAAUAUUUUCCUAAUACAAAUUUUAGUGCAAACUCAGUUUCUAUUUGUACUUGGGGUAAUGUGAAAUAUUUCGGCACUUCAGCACAGAAUUCCUCUUUUCAAGUACUGCUGAUCUCUGGUUCUGGAUUGUCAUUUAUUGUAUUUAAUUAUGGCAGUAUUCCCCAAACUAAACAUAUUGCACUGGCUGGAUAUGACACUGAUGAUUCAACCAGUUAUUAUACAGUUCCUGUGUCUAACGUCGCUAACCUGACCCACUCCACAAAUAUCAAUGUUAAGGGCCGUUGGGCUUUUCGUAUCGACACUUUGCCAAAAGAACAUGGUCUGUUUUAUCCAGCUGGUAAUCAAAACACUCAGAAUCCCUGUCAAAGUAAUGCAAGCUCACCAGCUUGGCACUUACAAUAUCCUUUCUUGUACUUUGGACGCAAAUACCACAAGAUAUAUGUUGACAAUAAUGGACUUUUGACGUUUGAACCAUUUUAUGAAAGACUCCCCAAGGCUUUCCCUGCCAACUCUAAUAGAGACAUUAUAGCUCCACUCUGGGCAAAGUUUGACUGUAGCGUCAGUGGAAACAUCUCCUACCGUGUAGUAACUCGAGGCCGUAUUCUGGACCGGGCAAGAAAUGAUAUCAAACAGUAUUUCCCUCAGUUUGGAUUCUCAAUACAUACAGUCUUCAUUGCUACUUGGAAUAGAGUGCCGUACUUGAACAGCCCCACAACGGAAUCCUCCUUCCAAGUUGUUCUAGUUAUCUUCAGAACUCUUUCCUUUGUCAUAAUGAACUACGGAAAUAUCUCCUCAACUGACCAAAGUUUUCAGGCUGGUUAUGACACAAUAAACUCAACCAAAUAUUUUUCAAUCCCCGUGACUGAUGAAAAUAAGCUAUUUAACUCCAGCAAUGUCAAUGUGCCGGGACGCUGGGUAUUUCGUGUUGAUGGUGGACCUGAGGAGGGGAUAUUCUACCCAUAUGGAGGUGUAGAGGAUGAGAUGAGCCCGAGGUCAGAUGAUGGAAGUUCUCCACGGAUUCCCCUUCUGCAACCAUUUGUGUACUUUGGACGUGAAUAUGACAAAAUAUUUGUGAAUAAUAAUGGAGACCUGACCUUUGAUGAGCCAUUUUACUGGUAUAAUCCCUAUUAUUUUCCUGCAUACUUGAAUAGACACAUCAUCGCUCCACUGUGGACAGACAUUUAUAAUUAUGAGAAAGGAACCAUCUCUUACCGACAAGUAACAGAUGCUCAUCUCUUGAAUCGAGCUUCAAGAGACAUAAACAAAUAUUUUCCGAACUUGAAAUUCUCUGCCACUUGGGUUUUUAUUGCUACAUGGGAUAAAGUACCAUAUUUUGGAAACCGUGAGGCAGAGUCAACCUUCCAAGUGGUUUUGGUGUCUGGCAAAAACAUGUCAUUUACACUCAUGCAUUAUGAUUAUAUCACUUCCACCCAAAGCGUUGAGUCCGGCUUUGACACGAUUAACUCUACAAAUUUCUUUUCAAUUCCUGUUUCUGACAUUGCAAAUCUGUCAUACACAAGCAAUGUCAAUGUCAUGGGUAGAUGGAUAUUUCGAGUUGACAAUUCAUCAGAAAACAAUGGUAGUUGCAUUAAUACUUCCUCAGAUGAUGUUUCUAGUGCUCUGAUAUGUGGAAGAACCUCAGUUACCACCAGCAGCAGGAUAGUAGGAGGUCAGAAUGCUUCAGCUGGGCGCUGGCCCUGGCAGGCUAGUCUUCUUCGGUUAGGCAGGCACAUCUGUGGAGGUUCUCUUAUCAACAAAGAGUGGGUGCUGUCUGCUGCCCACUGUGUUCAUGGAUACUUGGGGGAUUCAGGAGGUCCGAUGGUGAGCAGGCAGAGCUCUGUAUGGGUUCAGUCCGGUAUCGUUAGCUUUGGGAUUGGCUGUGCUCGACCUGAAACUCCCAGAGUGUUCGUCAGAGUAUCACGUUAUCAGGAAUGGAUCAGCUCCUUUGUGUGCAGCGAUCCUCCAGGUUUUGUGCAGUUUACCUCUGCUGGAGCUGAUCCUGACUACAGUUACAGCUGUCCUGGUCUUCCUCCUCCUCCUCCUACUACUACUCCUCCUCCUUCUCCUACUCCUACUCCUACUCCUUCUCCUUCCUCAUCCACAAAUGAAUCUACAGUUCUAUCUUCUGCAACAUCUCCAUCACAAAAAUUUUGGCUAUUAUGUUUUCUGUUGCUUCUACCAAUACUUGCCUUCAUUUUAUAUGCAAUGAAACACCGUUUGGGGUCAUGCAUUCAAAGAUGCAUUCACUUGAUCAGAAGGGACAAUAAUGACAUUUAUAUCUCUAUACCACAGCCACUUCACGUCACGGCUGCCAUCCCAGAGCCUCUUCACGUCGUGGCUGCCAUUCCAGAGUCUCGUGAUGACACUGAAGCCAUUCCAGAGCCUCAUCCCAUCAUGGCCGCCAGCUCUGAGUCUCUUCACAAGAUGGCCACCAGUCCAGAGCCUCUUCACAAGAUGGCCACCAGCCCAGAGCCUCUUCACCAGAUGGCCACCAGUUCAGAGUCUCCAGCCAUCAUGGACACCACGCCAGAGUCUCCAGCUGUCACGGACACUACGCCAUAG